Pygocentrus nattereri (red-bellied piranha) is the source of this 3202-nucleotide messenger RNA. Its product is annotated as transmembrane channel-like protein 7. Bases 168 to 2408 code for a protein of 746 amino acids. Gene Ontology annotation, cellular component: plasma membrane. The record is from RefSeq and is a predicted model, not a curated record. Gene Ontology annotation, molecular function: mechanosensitive monoatomic ion channel activity. The transcript has 16 exons. Lineage: Eukaryota; Metazoa; Chordata; Actinopteri; Characiformes; Serrasalmidae.
GUCGCUGUGCGCGCUCCCGACUGCUGCUCUGUGGUAAUUCGGCAGGGUGGAGCUAACAGAGCUACACAAACACAGAGACGGACAGACAGACGGACGGACAGACGGAGGGACAGCGCGUCCCUGAUACAGAUGAUCUGAGGCGCCGCUCCGGGCAGUGGGAUCAGAGGAUGGACGCGGUGGACGCGGUGUUCUGCCCAAACCGCAGCGGAGCGGUCAGUAACCCCCUCCUGGACCAGCUGCCCAGUUACCAGUCCCUGCUGUACCGCAGGAAGUCCUCCGGCAGCAACAGCACCAAGCGGCGCAGCAUCAGCAGGGGGCGCUAUGGCUCCACCAGCAGCCACAGCGGGAGCGGGAGGGGGGCUUCCCUACGGACAGAGGAGAGGCCGAUGCCCGCCCGCAGCGUUCCUGACCACAGACUGGCCCGGGAGCUGCCCUUGAGCCUGGAGGAGAAACGUAGAUACAAGGAGCAGAGGCUGCAGCAGCACGGCGAGCUGAGCGGCUGGGCGCAGUGGAGGCUGAGCUCUCGUCACUAUCUGAAGAGGCUGAAGGAGGAGAGCGUGGAGGCGCUGAGCGCUCUGCAGCUGUGGAGAGCAGACAUCCACCUGAUCGAGGGGAUGUUUGGAACAGGAAUUCUGUCAUAUUUCUCCUUCCUGCGCUUCCUGGUGCUGCUGAACUUCGUCAUGUUUCUGCUGAUGUUCAGUUUCGUGAUGCUGCCCAUCAUCACCGCCACUCACACGACCUCCGUCAACUCCACCUUCGCCAAUGGAGGAGGGGGUGAGUGCAGUGUGUAUCCCCCCCGUGAUCGGCAAGGACUCGUGAAUUUCCACCAGCACAUCAUCGACCUGCUCUCUGGAACGGGGUUCCUGGAGCAGACCUACCUGUUUUAUGGCUACUACAAAGUGGAGAACAUCCACUUCCUCUCAUUCAGCUACAACCUGCCGCUGGCCUACCUGCUCUGCACCAUCACCUACCUGCUCCUCAGCCUGCUCUGGAUCGUCAAGAGGUCAGCGACGGGCUUUAAGAGGAAGCUGGUCCAGGACGAGGAGCGUUUUCAGAGUUUCUGUAAUAAGGUAUUCGCAGGCUGGGAUUUCUGCAUCACCAACGAGAACGCGGCUCGACUCAAACACAGCAGCCUGCUCUACGAGCUGAAGACGGAUCUGGAGGAGGAGCGGAUCAGGCAGAAGAUGGCGGAGCGUUCCCGAAAGGAGAAGUGUCGGAUUUACUCUCUCCGGAUCGCUCUGAACCUGUUCGUCGUCGCCGUGCUGGUGUGCUGCUUCUACUGCAUCUACAGCGCCACCAUCUUCUCCCAGCAGAAGCAGGCUCAGUGUCAGAAGUGUUACUUUAUCGUGGAGUUGAUAAUCGAGUAUCUGCCCUCCAUCGUUAUCACUCUGGCCAACUUCAUCACCCCCAUCAUCUUCAGCAUCAUCAUCAGCUUUGAGGAUUAUUCACCUGCCUUCGAGAUCCGCUUCACUCUCAUGAGGUGUGUGUUCAUGCGUCUGGCCAGUAUCGGAGUCCUGCUGUUCUCUCUGUGGUCUCAGAUCACUUGUGGUGAAGUGUGUCCCUGUGGAUACAACCAUAAAGUCUACCCUUGCUGGGAGACCCACGUUGGUCAGGAGAUGUAUAAGCUGAUGAUGUUUGACCUCCUCAUCAUCGCCUCCGUCACCGUCUUCGUGGAGUUUCCCAGAAAGAUCCUGGUGAAUCACUGUAACUGUGGCCUGGUGAAGUGGUGGGGUCAGCAGGAGUUCGCCAUCCCUCAGAACGUUCUGGAGAUCGUUUAUGGCCAGACCAUCUGCUGGAUCGGAACGUUCUACUGCCCGCUGAUGCCCGCCAUCAACACCAUCAAAUACUUCCUGGUGUUCUACAUCAAAAAGGUGACCCUGGUGAACAACUGCCGUCCAGCGUCUCGGCCGUUUCGAGCCAGCAGCUCCACCUUCUUCUUCCUGGCUGUGCUGCUAAUCGGAUUAGCGUUAGCCGCAGUGCCGGUCGUAGUCAGCAUCGCACAAAUCCACAGCUCCAGAGCCUGCGGCCCGUUUGUGAACUUCACCACGUCCUGGGAGGUCGUCCCGCGGACAGUAUCCCAGCUGCCCCAGGGGCUGAUGGCCUUCCUGUACACGCUGUCCUCCGAGGCCUUCGCCGUGUCCUUCUUCGUCAUCACCUGCCUGGCGAUGUUCUAUGUGAUAGCGUUAGCUGGAGCUCAUAAGCGUGUGAUCAAUCAGCUGAGAGAGCAGCUCGCCAUGGAGGGUCGUGAUAAGAGGUUCCUGAUACAGAAGUUGUGUCAGGCUCAGGCGGAUCUCUCUGCUCAUUCCUCACGCUCACGUUCUGGGCUCAGUUACCGUGGGAACCAGAAGUCCAGCACCUCCGGGGUCUACGUGGUCAGACCUCUGGUCCAGUACGAGACCCAGGCAUGAGGAGCUCUAUUCUGAUUGGCUGAAUUCUGGAUUUGUGCUCUUCUCAUUUGCUGAGUUCAUGAUGAGCUUCCACCUCAUUGGUCAAACGUACGAUGGCCUCUCCGUCAUUGGUCAAGCCCAUGAGGAGCUUUAAUCUGAUUGGUCUGGCUGCCUUUUCAUUGGAUGGACAGUAUUUUCUGUAUCUUUUCUGAGUCCAGCACCUGUAAAGAGAGUCUACAGCUGCGUCCAGAGUUAAAGCGAGGAGUCAGAGUGACCUCUUUACUCGUGUUUGAUGUCUGCAGUUUGCCUCUGGGGUUCCAGUGCUGGAGCCACGAGGCCAAUGUAGCUACCAAGCAAUGGAAGCUUAUGUACACCAGUUAGCAUGGUGCUAACUGCAGGUCUGCCUUACUGUAAAGGCCUCAAAGGGGCUUCCAGGGCGUGUUAGCUACAUUAGCCUCGGAGCCUCAGUGCUGAAACUACAGAAGCAAGCUUGUCUUGGCUGAUCGACGGUGUUUGGGGUGAACUGGAGGGAUUUUUUACACUGAACCGGCUCUUUAAUGAUGUACUGUUGGUGCGCUGCACUCUUACCUGCACCUUACCUGUGAUCUACCUGUCGUCAUAACAACUCCUGAAUAAGCCUAAAGAGCGUAUACACUAUACAGGCACUGUGGUCACCAGACCAUCAGUGCACUACUGCCCUGCACUGUUGCUGCUUUACACCCUGUGUGCCUUUUUAAUUCUGUUUAAACUGUUCAACUCGUUUAGAGUCUGUAAGGGGACCAUUUAUGGGCGUGAGAAUAAAAACAUUUCACUAA